UGGGGGCGGGAAAGGGCGGGGAGGCCGGGGUGUGGAAAGUGUGGCGGCCCCGCCCCGUCUCUUGGAACUGCCGCGGCCGCCACCGCCCCCGCCGCCGCUGCUGUAGGGGACCAAAGCGGGUGCGCAGGCGAAAGGCGCUCUUUCUUUGCUGAAAGUUCCCUCGGAAAAGCUACCCUCUCCUCAGCCCACCAUGGCGGAUGAAAUUGAUUUCACUACUGGAGACGCUGGGGCUUCCAGCACUUACCCUAUGCAGUGUUCGGCCCUGCGCAAAAACGGCUUCGUGGUGCUCAAAGGACGACCAUGCAAAAUAGUGGAGAUGUCAACUUCCAAAACUGGAAAACAUGGUCAUGCCAAGGUUCACCUUGUUGGAAUUGAUAUUUUCACGGGCAAAAAAUAUGAAGAUAUUUGCCCUUCUACUCACAAUAUGGAUGUUCCAAAUAUUAAGAGAAAUGAUUAUCAACUGAUAUGCAUUCAAGAUGGUUACCUUUCCCUGCUGACAGAAACUGGUGAAGUUCGCGAGGAUCUUAAACUGCCAGAAGGUGAACUCGGCAAAGAAAUAGAAGGAAAAUACAAUGCAGGUGAAGACGUACAGGUGUCUGUCAUGUGUGCAAUGAGUGAAGAAUAUGCUGUAGCCAUAAAGCCCUGCAAAUAAAAAUGGGAACAUCAGGCAUGAGCAAACUGUUUAGGUCUGGAUCAACUGCAGAUCUAAAGUUUGGUCCUAAGUUGUCACCAAAGCUAUGGCCUUCAUAAGCAACCUCAUUUAUUUUUUGUUAUCAAAUUGUGCUGAGUUAGUUUUGCAGGCAGUUGGUAAUUUUAAAAAUAUCAAGAUGUGUAAUUUUUUUUUUAAUUUUAUAGGUGUUUUUCCUAUAACACUCCUGUGGUUUUCCAUAUGAGUCCAGAAAUAGACAAGGUAGCUUUAGCUUGACCAAAUCAUUCCUGAAUUUUAGUUAAAUGAUAAAUAAACCAGGGUUUUAAGUGAAACAAUGUAGCUCUAGUGGUAUUUAAAUAACCACAUUUCAGUUGAAUUGCUCUGCAUUAACUUCAGACUUAAUAUCAUAGAGUAAGUAAAUUAUGGAUUGGAACUGUCACAGUUUCAGCCUGUGUGUGGCAAGCACAAAUCCUUAAACAAAAAUAUUAUCAAAAAGUGUCAGUUAUCUUAGCAGCCAUGUGUACCCACCUGUAUUAUCUUAGUCCUACUCUUCUUUGCUAAAUUGUUGGCCAACUUAAUAUAAUCUUAUGUAUGGUGAUUUUCAUACCUGCUUGUGGUUGACAGGCAUUAACUGUUGGGCGAUUAUUAGUCACAUUAUAAAGAAGACAAGGAACAGCGGCAAAGGGGGUUGAUUAAAGUUAUAGGUUUUUAUUUAAGGCCUUCGUAAUCAGCAUAAAAAUAGAAAGUUUCUUUCUAGUUGUACUUUUGCUUUUAACUUUUGUAUUCUCUCUGUUUAAAGGAGUGAACUGCUUUAUUGGAUACUAUGCAGUGCUUUUUGUCAAUUAUGUUGAUUUUUUUAAUCAAUUAUAUUGAUAAAUUAUGUCAAUAAAAGUUGGUAUUUAUAGUAGUCACUUCUUUCCAACCAUUUGUAAGUAGACUUUUUGACAUCAAAAUAUUUAUUUGUAAGACAAAAACUGGAAUUCUUACUUCAAAUUGAUUUGGAACAUGUUAAAUUUAUGUACAUUUUUUUCUAAAGUGGAAUGAAAGUGAAUUAGAAUUAUGGAAGAAAAGUUACUUUAUGUAAUAAUCAUUAUUUAACUUAAUAAGUACAUAUGUGUAUUUCUUUUCUGAUUAUCAUGUGACUUAAUUCUGUUACUCAUGUGAAAUAUAACUAGGAAAGAAUUCUAUAAACUGAAGUAUUUUAAAAAGUGUUUUAGAUGAUUUUGCUACAUUUCUGUUUAGGCUUUUACAUUAUAUAUACUUCAUUUCCAGAAUUCUAAACAUUGUCACAGGGUUUGUGAGGACCUUCAACUCAAUAACAAUAAUUAUACUGGAGUGAAACUUAGAGCAAGAUUACUAUUUUAGUAAUACCGUCAUUCUCUAAGACUGAUUAUGAUACAUCUCCCAUCAUGCCUUGACUUAUAUAAGGCCUCUAUUCUUAUCAUCUAAAGGAAAAUAUAUAAGAUGUUGUAACUGUUCUAAUUAGUGACUGGAAAUUGCAUUAGGAACAGAUCUCAAAGUUUUAGUUACUUAAUUUGCUCAUACUUUUAAGUCUUGUGUUAGCCUCAGCAAACCCACUUGGACAAAAAGCAAGAUACUUUAAGGAAAUGCAAGGAGAAUUCUAAAGCACAAGAAGUGUUGAGGUUGUAGUUAAUAAUUUUUAGUGUAACAUUUUAGCUUUUGCCCAUCUAAAGCUCAAUUAGGAAUUAGGCUAAAUUCUUUCCAGUAUUCCAUUUGAGUAUCUACUACAUACUGCUCUAGUUUUUUUAGUACUUUGUAAUGUGUAUCUUACUUGCUACUUGUUGGCAUUGUUACCCACAGGAAUUCCAGAGAGUUAUCAAUCUGUGCUGCUUGCUGGUCAAACAUAUGACCCCAGUUAACCAUGGUAGUAGUCUGGUUCAGUAUUAGUUAUGGAUCAGCAUGCCCUUGUUCUUCCUAACUCGUCAAACUUCACAUAAAUAUAUUUUCGAUAGCGAGGUAAGUGUAUAUAAAUUAUAAUAAUGCAUCUCUAUCUUCAUACCUUGAAUGGCAAAACCUAUUUAUGCAUAAAUAUUUCAUUUUAAGUACUAUAAUGAAGUAUAAAUACUCUGACAUAUAAGUAUAGAUUUUAAAGAUACGGGACUUUGUUUAUUUUCAUGUAAGUCAAUAUAUGUUUCUCUAGAACAAAAUAUUUCAUUUAGUAAAGCUUUAUAACAUUAAAAAGAAGCAGGGAAACAUUUUUUAACACAAAAUGGAAGUGACUUCAUUCUUUUGUGACAUUAGAAAUGUUAAUAGUUGAUUAUCAGUAUUUGUUGUACUUUUUUGUAGCAAAUGUUAAGUAUUACAGGUUACCAUGUAUAGAAUGUAGACUGUCAUGAUGAUAGAUUAUACAGUGAUAAACCAUUUUUGUCUGCAGGCAUUUUACCAGUUUAUAUAAUAUUAACAAGUGGAAUAUGUUUCUUUUUAGAACACCAUUUUAUUUCUACUGUAAAUACUUUGUUAUACCUUAUUUGCUACAAGGUUGUAUACCCUCUGAAAUAGUCAAAUCAUUGCUACUUUGACUUAGCAUUUGAGUCAUAAUUAUAAUUAUGAUGUUUCUUUCAUGCUCCCCUCUAAGGGCUGUCAGUCACUUGAAACUGUUGCUAACCAAGCUCUUGAAUCCGUUUCCAUUGAUGAUGCAAAAUUCAGUACCAAUGCUUUAUAACAAUUACCAAAACUUGCCUGCAGCCAGAGCAUGAUAUCUUUAGUAGUAGAUACUUCAAUAAAGUGUUUAGGCUAUGAAAUUUGGGGACACAGUUUUUCAUUAGAGCACAAUAUGUGUGCAUGUGCACACAUAGCUUUGUAUGUUUGUUCUUUUUACAAAGUCUUUCCAACUCUUAAAAAAGUACUGUAGUCUGGUAGUGCCUCAAAUCUUGGUAACUUUUUUUUUAAUUUACAACUUUUCCAGAAUUUGUUUUUGUACUUUAAAGUUUCUCAAUUAGAUUAUUUCUAGUUGAGCUGUAAUUUGAAUGCAUUGUUCUCAGGGCUGUUUGUGCUAAGAGCUGAAGUUUCAUUAUUUUAAAGCUAACUGCCUGAAAGUAUAUUGCAGAAUUUUCCCAAAUUGUAUUACAUGCAAAUAAAAAAAUCCUUAAUGUUAACAUACUUAAACUAUAUACUGAAUAUUCAAGAAAAAAAUUAGAACGUUACUAAUAUCUGUACUGGAAUCUUGCCAUAUUUUUUCAUUUUAGAAUAGAAUUUGAUAGUCUUAUCUUAGAAUCCUAUCCUCAGUGAUAUAUUUGAAAGCAUUCCUUUAGCAUGGACCCAAAAGAUAGUUUCAAAGCCAGACACUGAUGUAGUAGUACUCAAACAUAUUUAGGGACAACAGAUCGAAAUUUAUAAUGCUCUUUUGAGUAUAUUAAAAUGUUUACAUAUUGAAUUCUAUAAUAUGAACGAGGAACAGACUUACUAUGAGAAAAUCCGGCUCUUAAGAAGAGCCAACGAAAGGCAUAUUUCCAUAAAUAGUAUAUUAUUUUGAACUGAUCAACCGUUUAAAAUUUUCUAAUAUCAUUUAGGCAUAACAUUUCACAGUUUUCGAGCCUUUUUCCUCCUGUUAUUAAGGCAAGUAAUAGACAACCAAGGCUUAAGAAAACUUUUUUGUGGAAAAUCUUAAAAUUGAGAAAAUUCAAUGUAUUAACUUUAAUCUAUUAAAUUUUUUUCUUCUGAAUUGGUUAUAUGGCAUCAUUAUUUGAUUUUAGCAGGGAACAUUUGGAUUUAACUUAUGGAGCACAGAUGUUCUGUGGGUACAUGGCUCAAAGUCACUAUAUCAUUUAAUGUUUUUCCAUUAAAUAAAUAUCUGAACAUCAACUUAACUACCAAGUGAAUGAAGUCAAGUGCCUGAAAAGUGCUGUAUACAUCUAAUUAACACAUUUUCCUUAUGUGAAAGAUGCAUCUUAUAGCAGUGCCUAUCAGGCUUUCACGCGCUAGAAACAUAAUUGUUGCCAAAAUUUUACCAUCUACCACUAUUCCUCUCUCCUUCAAACAGGUUAAAAACUAUGUUACAAUUGAAAAAGAGGUUCUUUUAUUUAUAUGAAGUCCCUAAAACUAUUUCUUAGUUUUGGUAGAGUUAGAUUUAUCUUAGUUCGAGAUUGCACUUUUGAAAAUCUAGACACUAAACUAUAUUCAGUGAUUACUGUACAGCUUGUCAUGAGUCAUAGUUGUGAUCUUUCCUGAAAUGAAAUCUUUAUUGUGGUUAAUAUCUAUGAUAAAUAAGCACUUGUGCUUGUUACAACGUCUAAUGCAAAUUACUAGUUCUACACUAGAAUAAUGAAAAUGACUAUUAUGUACUUUUGUCCUCCUCUCCAAAAAGGAAAUAGUUUGAAUAGCAUUGUCUAAUCCAAUGGCACUUUAUUAGUAAUACAUUUUAUUUGUCUUAGGUGUAGGAGAACUCUUUCUUUUACCUGCUUAGACUCAUGUUUUAACUAAAACUUUAAAAGUGUAAGAUAUGUAGUAUUGGUAUUGUGCAUUUUACAUUUCAAAAAUGGGAAAAAUUCAAAUGUUAAGUCUUUGGCUAUACUAAAAUACUUGUUAGAAUCCUUUAAAAUGUAGAUAGUAAACAAUUGUAAUUUUUUGUUACAUUAAAAUGUAUUUGUUAAGUUCAUCAGUUAUAUUAAAAAUAAAGUUAAUUUAACAGCUUG
Molecule: messenger RNA, 5301 nt
Organism: Pteropus alecto (black flying fox)
Lineage: Eukaryota; Metazoa; Chordata; Mammalia; Chiroptera; Pteropodidae
Gene: EIF5A2
Product: eukaryotic translation initiation factor 5A2
Exons: 5
Coding region: 191-652 (153 amino acids)
Biological process (GO): positive regulation of translational elongation; positive regulation of translational termination
Molecular function (GO): translation elongation factor activity; ribosome binding; RNA binding
Source: RefSeq, a predicted model, not a curated record